AUGUGGGUCGCUCUAACAAAACAUUACCGCUUGGCCUCUGCCUCUCAUAAGGCAGCCCUGUCUGGUCUCAAGCCGGCAUCAGAUGCCUCAGCUGGUCUCAACUAUGCUUCGACACCGAAUUUCGCAGGACUAGACCACAUUCGUGAUUCGUUAGGGGAAGAUGACGCUGGUAACCUGCUUCGGGACUCGACAAGAUCACCACCCAAAGAGGACUCGAUCAGCAACAAUCUUCUUGAGAUCUCGGACCUAUCCGACACAGAUGAUUUACCAGCAACGCCCGUGUCGAUUCGAGAAGGGGUGUUGGCCCAGUCCACAGGCAGUCAUUACGUCUUCAUCGAGAACUAUGAGCUUCCCGAUCCCGCCGCGGAGGUGGCUCAUGAGGCUGGUCGGCGCCACGCCGAGUUGAACAUCCUCCAAACGCUGUACCAGCAGCACAAGCAGCCCGUCACCACCGAAGCCGGCCAGUGGGAUGAAACCAUUGGAGGAUGUUCAACCCGGCGUGGCGCUGACCAGCUUCGGUGGUGA
Messenger RNA from Penicillium bovifimosum, 525 nucleotides. RefSeq lists its product as uncharacterized. The transcript is spliced from 2 exons. Bases 1 to 525 code for a protein of 174 amino acids. The record is from RefSeq and is a predicted model, not a curated record. NCBI's taxonomy places the organism in Eukaryota, Fungi, Ascomycota, Eurotiomycetes, Eurotiales, Aspergillaceae.